This is a messenger RNA of Rhineura floridana, 3186 nucleotides long. It is a transcript of the gene LANCL2, whose product is annotated as LanC like glutathione S-transferase 2. The transcript is spliced from 9 exons. Gene Ontology annotation, biological process: peptide modification; carbohydrate metabolic process. Gene Ontology annotation, cellular component: plasma membrane. The record is from RefSeq and is a predicted model, not a curated record. Bases 112 to 1488 code for a protein of 458 amino acids. Lineage: Eukaryota; Metazoa; Chordata; Lepidosauria; Squamata; Rhineuridae.
CGGCUCUGGCGGCAGUCGCCCGAGCGCGUUGCUGUCCUUAGCCUCGUUGCUGGGGGAGUGUGUCCUCGCCGGCUCGCCGUGCGACGGUGGGCGGGCCAGGGGCAGGCUGAGAUGGGAGAGGGCAUGUCCAAAAGGCUGAAGCUGCAGCUGGGGAGCGAGGCGGAGAUGGAGGAGCGAGCGUUCAAUAACCCCAACGCGGAUUACCAGCCCCAGGGGGCCGCCGCCGCGGCCAGCGUUGCUCAGCCUUCCCCCAGCGACUCGGAGGGCAAGCGGAGCCGCUCGUCUUCGCUCCAGAGAGACGAUUCCCUCCUCUUCGAUAGCGACGGGAAGAUCAGCCCUUAUUUCAAUAAAAGGAUCACAACUAAGAUCAAGGAUCUGUUGCAGCAAAUGGAAGAAGGGCUAAAGACGGCAGAUCCUCAUGACUGCUCUGCAUACACUGGUUGGACAGGGAUAGCUCUCUUGUACCUUCAGCUCUACCGUGUGACAAAGGAACAAAGUCACCUACAGCGAUCUCUGGAUUAUGUGAAGCGAAUACUACGCAAUCUGAACGGAAGGAGGGUGACUUUCCUCUGUGGUGAUGCUGGGCCCUUGGCAGUGGGAGCAGUCGUGUACCACCUGUUGAAGAAUGACAGUGAAUCCAAGGAGUGUGUGACAAAACUUUUGCAGCUUCAGAGAAUAGUCCUUGCCACAGAUUCGGAUCUCCCAGAUGAGCUGCUUUAUGGACGAGCUGGUUACCUGUAUGCCUUGCUCUAUCUGAAUACUGAAAUUGGACCUGAGACUGUGCCACAAUCUGUUAUCAAGGAGGUGGUGGAUUCCAUCAUUGAAUCAGGUAGAAACUUUUCCAGAGAGGAGCGAAAGACUGAACGGUGCCCAUUAUUGUACCAGUGGCACAGGAAACAGUAUGUUGGUGCAGCCCAUGGCGUGUCUGGGAUCUACUACGUGCUUCUGCAGCCAGCAGCCAAUGUGGAUCAGGAGAGUUUGACAGAGCUGGUGAAACCAAGCAUUGACUACGUGCGUCAUAAAAAAUUCCGAUCUGGGAAUUAUCCAUCAUCGUUAAGUAAUGAAACAGACAGGCUGGUGCAUUGGUGUCAUGGUGCUCCAGGAGUCAUCCAUAUGCUCAUGCAAGCAUAUCAGGUUUUCAAAGAGGAUAAAUACUUGAAGGAUGCAAUGGAAUGUAGUGAUGUCAUAUGGCACAGAGGAUUGUUGAGGAAAGGCUACGGCAUCUGCCAUGGGACUGCUGGAAAUGGCUACUCCUUCUUAUCCCUCUAUCACCUGACUCAGGACAAAAAGUACCUCUACCGGGCUUGCAAGUUUGCAGAGUGGUGUCUAGAGUAUGGUGCACAUGGGUGUCGUAUUCCUGACCGACCCUAUUCGCUAUUUGAAGGUAUGGCAGGAGCUAUCCACUUCCUCUCUGACAUAGUUGACCCUCAGAAGUCCCGCUUCCCAGCAUUUGAACUUGGCCCUCAAAGGAAAGAAAACAAAGAGUAGAACAGCUAAGUGGAAACUGAAGAUGAUGCCCAAAACAACAAGACUGCUUAGUGCCUAAAGUAAUACUGAACCAAUGUUGAGAGUCUGCACAAAAAAUAUUUCUUGCCUCUUCUCCAAAGGACCACAUUUGUCAUUACUGCAUGAAUGAAAGGAUUCCACACCUUUCAUUUUAAGAGAUGCCUUCAGCUGUGGGGAUGAGCAGUCUGAAGUUCAUUGGAACUCUUCCCUUUUUUUGAUUUUCACAGUUGUAUCUUCAGGUCUUUUUGAGUGUUUGCAUGUUCAUUGGUGUUGUCAGUGUAAAGAUUUUUCUGUUUGUUGUGAAGCUGAAAACUGUUCCGUGACAUCCAGUUCAGUUUGUUUUUCUGUGCAGGACCAUAAUGAGAACACACCUCUGCAGGAAAUGCAAGUUCACACUGGGCACACUUUGUCUGUUAACCAUAAUGAAUGAGGGAUGGAAGCCUACCCAAUGCCAAGGUUGUUUGACCCUUUUCUGGGAUCACAGCUUCAGUCACUGAACACUUUUUUUCUCAAGACAUCAAGAGCAUGGUCCAAUCACAAGCACUUAAAAAAAAGUCCCAUUGAUUUCCAUGAAACCAUAUGCUUGAAAUUUUGCCAUUGAAAUUAAUAGUUCAACGGCUGGCCAAAUUAUGCCCAAAGUCUCUCUCUCCCCCUCCUCCCCCAAAAAACAGGGAUUUAAAAUUUUCUAUUUUUUUAGCUUUUAGUCCACCCAAAGCAAAUCACUCAUGUCCCGUUGGUUUCAAUGGGAAAAAUGUAAAUGGGUGCUAGACUCUGACUCCGCUGUUGAAAUGUGUGGGGCUGGAUUGUGUCCUUAAAUUUCAAGCACCCUUCAAAUUAAAUAGAUAGCCUCUCUUCCCUACCCUCCCCAAUAUAUCUACAAUGCACAUUUUCAAAAGUGCUUUUAUGAGACUAAUUUUCAAAUAUAAAAAUGUUAAGCACUGUCUGAAAAACAACGUCCUUUUAAUGCUGGGGGACAGGCAGCAUGUCUGGCUGAAGCAGCUCACUGUAGCUUGCUGUGUCUGGGCUUUGACCAUAUUUCCACCAAUUCAGUGCCAUAUGAAAGUGGGUGGUGGGUUCAGGUCAGCAGUUCAGGGAAGGACUGUGGGGAAUGAACUGGCCAUGCUGCUACUGCUGAAGUUUCUCAAAUGGGGCCAAAGUAUCCAGUUCUGAUGAACAAGACUGUCAUUCUCCCUGCUGGGUGACAUAGACUCUCCCAUUUUUGUUGUUUCAUCCUUUGAAAUACCAAAAGUUUUUAUUUUGGUAUUCCUCUGUUAAAAGAGAUGCAUAGUUGAUGUGUCAUUCAUGCCCGAAGUUCUCAACUAAUUGGGUCAUAACUUUUUUGUUGUUGCAUUUACUCUUCCACAUCUUCUAAAAGAAAUUAACAGAUCUGCAUUAUCAGAUGUAUCCUUUUAUAUGGGAGACGUUUGGCUUAAAACAAACCCAAUAGUUUCCAGUCACUGUUGUUGACGAGUGAAGCCCACUUCUAAACUGGGAUGCUUCAAGGUUGUUCUGAGUUUUGUUGUGCCUAUUGCACUGGUUUAGUCUAACAGAAAAAGGACAACCUCUCAGAGUAAUAGGAGCAUUUUGUAAGAAGGGAUGGUGGAUUAGGGGGAAAAUCAGUUAUCACAAUGUUUUGCUGUUCAAAUUGUUUAAAAAAAAUAAAUUUAGCAAAAUAUGGAA